AUGGGCAAAAGGUACAAUUCCGUGAGAAGCGCCUUCGCCGGAGGCUGGAGCCAGCAUGUUCGAGACCAGCUCGACAACGUCAACAUCCCCGAGAGAGUGAAGUGCAAGAUCUGCAAGAAAGUCCGCCUGCAGAGCUCUUUCUCGAAGAGACAGCUGGACAUCCUGCGUAACGCGAUGGUCGUCCAGGGCCAGAGCAACGCCGUCACCGGUCCUGGACACGCUACUUGUCGUGAAUGCUCGGGAAACCCGGUCGUCGAGCUCCGCUGUGUCAUCUGUGAUAAGGUGAAGGGGUUGGAUGAGUUUGCGAAGAAUCAGAGACAUGAUCGGGAUACUGCUAAGCACUCCGAGGCUGAGCCUGUCGCUGAAGAAAAUAAGUUGCUUACUGGAAGCGAGCUCUCUAGUGCUCCGCAUCCUGGCAUGAUCAUGGACGGAACUCUGGCCGAGUCCACCAAGAGACUCGCGCUGAGAGACGCGCCCCACGCAGCUUCCGGACGCGACGAUGAGUCUUCUGGCUGGAUUGAGCGAGGCCGUAUUGACGACUACAACAGAGGCAGGGAAAAGGGCCGCGAGCUCGCUACUAUUGACCCCCGGGGUAACGCAGAUCGUCUCCGUCAGAGUGGAUGGGCAUCGUGGGGCAUCACUCCCUCGGACACCGCCGCCAGCGUGACUCACUCCUCUCUACUAACUCCCCGGAAAGAGUCCAACUUCGCCAGGGUGAAAUCGGUUAAACCCCCUGGUCAAUCUCUUCGUGUGCCUGACCCUACGCAAGACCCGGAGGACUCUGACGGCGAGGAGCCCGAGCCGCUGGAUCAGUACCUUUGA
Messenger RNA from Aspergillus candidus, 822 nucleotides. RefSeq lists its product as uncharacterized. NCBI's taxonomy places the organism in Eukaryota, Fungi, Ascomycota, Eurotiomycetes, Eurotiales, Aspergillaceae. The record is from RefSeq and is a predicted model, not a curated record. Bases 1 to 822 code for a protein of 273 amino acids. The transcript is spliced from 6 exons.